Messenger RNA from Aspergillus chevalieri, 3594 nucleotides. RefSeq names its product putative NF-X1 finger and helicase domain protein. Gene Ontology annotation, molecular function: metal ion binding; helicase activity. The record is from RefSeq and is a predicted model, not a curated record. Gene Ontology annotation, biological process: regulatory ncRNA-mediated heterochromatin formation. The transcript is spliced from 3 exons. NCBI's taxonomy places the organism in Eukaryota, Fungi, Ascomycota, Eurotiomycetes, Eurotiales, Aspergillaceae. Gene Ontology annotation, cellular component: nuclear RNA-directed RNA polymerase complex. Bases 1 to 3594 code for a protein of 1197 amino acids.
AUGGUCAACGCAAGGGGAGUCUGUUAUCAGUUCCUUCGAAACGGUACCUGCAGAUACAAAAAUCACUGCAAAUUUUCCCACGAUGUUGCCCGAGCAGAGCCAACCGAACGAAAGGAACCCAAACUCACCAGCAGCGAACGAGCCUUUCGUGCCUGGAGAGACGACAUACCAUUGAAGCUAGUCAACCUUCGUCCGCUGGGAAAGCGUCUGGGACAUUUCUUCAGAGAAGCGAGAAAGCUUCUUGAUGAAGGGGAUGGAAUGUACCAAGAGGUGAUUCGAGCUUUGGCAAAAGAAGGAGGACUCAAACGGAUCCAAGAGCUGGUCGAAUACGAUUAUAGUCGGAUGACGGCUACGACUAAGCUUUUCGUUUUCAAAAACCAGAUGUUGCCGUUUCUCAAACUUAUCACAGCCCCUGAGGUUCUUGAAUCUAUGAUCCUGGAGCAGGCAGUUGGAACGAUCUACAACGUUCUCUUCGGCCAUUCUGGAAGACGAGGCGUACUGCUCCUGGAAUUUCUCGCUGAUGUCUGUUCAACUUCCAACAAAGAAAAACUGACAGAGACAUUGAGUUACCUCGAGGUGUCACUCUUUAUCUUUUGGCAAAUCAUUGAGCUAAACUCCUUCGCCUUUGUCCAUGAGCCUUUCAAGCCUGUGGCCACAGAGUUCGAAGGGAUCUUCAAGGCAUUUCACUCAGAGGAAACCGCCAACUCUCUUCAAGCCGCCAGAACAUACCUGGAACGUAUUCUGCGCCAUCUCGAAAUUGGCAGUUCGCUGCCUUCAGUUCAUGGAACGCAAAAACUGGCCGAAAGCAAUACGAACACAACUGAUCUCUCGUUUGUGCUCAAGCGUGAUCUGCCCGGAGGACGCCAUGACAACGACUCUGCAGACAUAUGCAAGGUCAAGAUCAUGCCUACAAUUGAAGAGAUUCAAUCAUCGCGAGGUGAAUAUCUACCUAUGAAAGAUCCCCGUCAAUGGCAUUUAGGCGGCAUAGGUGGUCUUCUUGACAGAAGUUUCCGACUCCUCAGGGAAGAUACAGUUGGUCAACUUAGAGACACGAUACACGGUCUGUUGAAGCCUUCAAACAAAGGUGACGGACGCAGGAGCACCCAGCUUAGAACCCACAUCCAUCACAACGUCCACGUGGUUGAGCUCAACUUCGAUCGGUUCCAUGGCUUGCAAUUUGUCACCGAAUUCCAGCAACCAAUUAACAUGAAAAACAUGAGCUCGAAGAAGCGGGAAAGCUGGUGGCAGCAAUCUAAGCGACUACAGUCCGGUGCUUUGGUGUGCCUUGUCUUUGAGGCCAAAAAUGUCGUCUUUUGUACUGUCGCUGCCCCUCCAAGGGAGCGGCGAGGCAAGGGCCAAAAGCAGCCUUCCGGAAAGAAACUUCCAUCUCUGUGGGAAGAAAAGGAAACAGGAGCAGUGUUAUUAGAGCUGGUUCAGCUGACAGAUGACAAUCUGAAAUGUAUCCUCAACCAGUACAAACCGCGGACCGCUGUCCCUCCAGUGUCGCUCGUUGAAUUCCCGGGGAUCAUCCUGGCAACCUUUGAACCGACACUUCGAGCUCUUCAAAAGAUGAAGAAAAGCGACGUCCUACCAUUCUCACCUUUUCUUGCGCCAAUGGAUCCGGAAGGCCCGUCUGGCAUGGUAACGCCACCACCGCCGGCGUAUGCCCUCAGACCGGGAUUCAGUUUCGACUUGAGCUGCUUGUUGAAGGAUCGCAAGAUGCGCUUUACAAUGAGACCAGAUGAGCCGGUGGACAUCGAGAAGCUGCAACAGCAUUCGGCUUUGGAUAAGGCACAGACACUUGCCGUGGUCAAUAGUCUUCGACGCAGUAUCGCACUUAUUCAGGGCCCACCUGGAACGGGCAAAAGUUAUACUGGAGUUGCCCUCAUCAAGGUCCUUGUUCACGCUCUUAGUGCAACUGAAAGAACGACUCCUUUUGGGACCAGGGGAAGGGGAAGGGGUGGUAGAAGGGUAGAAGGGAAUAGGAGAAGCGCCGAAGGCGAUAUCGGUCCGAUAAUCUGCGUUUGUUAUACCAAUCAUGCUCUCGAUCAAUUGCUCGAGGAUCUGGUGGAAAAUAAAAUUACCAGUCAGAUCGUUCGCAUUGGCUCCCGAUCGAAAUCCGCGAGACUCGAACAGUUCAAUCUACGCGAACUCUCCGGCAUAACAGGCAAAAGCAAGACAGAAUGGAAAGAUGAGCAGAAUAUUCAUAAAGAGCUUGAUGAAGCUGAAAAGGAAUUCAAUGAACUACCGUUGGGAUCAACGAGUUUAGAAGGCAAGAUAAUGUAUUUUCUUCAGCGCCAUAACCCCCAUCAUCAUCGUCAACUGUACGGGAAAGACGACAAAGGUUAUGAACGAGCACAGGGCUCUAAGAAGCGCUCUGUUCUCAGUCAGUGGCUCAAUCAUGGCAAAACCAAAGGUGAAACACGUUCCAUGGAGGCACUGCAAGGGAUUGAUGUCAACAGCAUGCGACGGCAGGAAAGGCAGAAUCUCUACGAGCACUGGGUUGCAGAAAUUCGACGCGAAUCGCACGAUAAAGCAAGCGAUCUUUUUGAGCGACAACAGCGUAACAAAGUCCAGUUCGAUAACAUUCGCGAUGAGCGCAGCCUGCGUUGCCUUCGACAGGCGCAUGUUAUUGGAGUGACAACCUCGGGCCUUGCUCGCAACCUGGAUAUGCUCCGUCGAUUGAGGUCUAAAAUCGUGCUUUGUGAGGAGGCCGGUGAAGUGUUGGAAUCACAUUUGUUGACCGCUUUGCUGCCAUCGAUUGAGCAUCUCAUUUUGAUCGGUGACCAUUUGCAGCUUCGACCACAGGUGCAGAAUUAUGAACUUUCACGGGAAAAUCAUAAGGGUGGUGAGCAAUAUUCGCUGGACGUGUCGCUCUUCGAGCGACUGGUGAGCCCGGAUGAAGGAGGCGGAGUACAGGUGCCCUUCAAUACGCUUGAGAUGCAACGGAGAAUGCACCCGUCAAUUGCUCAGCUUGUUAGACAGACGCUGUACCCAUGUCUGGAAGAUGCCCCGGCUGUUGAGCAGUAUCCUGAGGUCACUGGAAUGCGGAGGAGACUGUUUUGGUUGGAUCACCGUCAUCAUGAAGGGAACACGUCCAGCAACGACGCAUUGGGAACUUCCCAUUGGAACAGUUACGAGGUUGAUAUGACGAUAGGCUUGGUGAAUCACUUGAUCCGCCAGGGCAAUUACAAGAGUGGUGAAAUUGCUGUCUUGACGCCUUAUCUAGGUCAGCUCCAUCUCCUUCGAAACCGGCUCAGCGAGUCGUUCGCCAUUAUGCUAGGUGAGAACGAUGAAGAACAUUUGGAUAAGGUAGGGCUCAAUAAAGAAGCUCCAGAGGAAAAGCAGCGGAUAGUCAAGACCAGUCUUUUGCAAUCGCUCCGCGUCGCCACGAUAGACAAUUUUCAGGGCGAAGAGGCAAAAAUCGUUGUGAUAUCCUUGGUCAGGAGCAACGAUCAGAGCCGAUGCGGUUUCCUUCGAACUUCCAAUAGAAUAAACGUGCUCCUAUCUCGUGCGAAGCACGGAUGGAAACUUCGGCACAAGUCUGGAGCUGCAGUGCCCACGCCAUCCAGAUCAUCUUAUCGCCGUGUCUGA